Molecule: messenger RNA, 783 nt
Organism: Thermochaetoides thermophila DSM 1495
Lineage: Eukaryota; Fungi; Ascomycota; Sordariomycetes; Sordariales; Chaetomiaceae
Exons: 1
Coding region: 1-783 (260 amino acids)
Molecular function (GO): nucleic acid binding
Source: RefSeq, a predicted model, not a curated record
AUGCCAUCCACAGCGCCUAUGCCUUCCACGACCCAGAACCCCCCAGCCGGCAAGCGGAAAUUUGUCGGUGAUGCCAACGACGAAAACCGCAAGAAGCAGCGACGAGCAGCCCUCGAGGGCCCAGCCGGGAACCAGCCCAGCGCAUCAGCCACACAAAACGAAGCAAACACGAGCCCAUACGCGCAAGUUUACAACCCCAUCCUCACCAAGCUGGUCGGCAAGUACGACGUCAAACCCAUGUCCGUGAUGUCCUCGACGAGCAUCAGCCACCACGUUGACCGCGCGCUGCAGCACCUGGGCAAGUUUAGCAUGUGGGAUAAGUCUGUGCUGCCCGGCGUCGUGCUAUUGGUCGCGCGCGCCGGGACCACUGGAAAAGCGAUCACGAUCGCGGAAGUAAUUCGGCGGCGCAUCGGCGAGAGCGAGCAGAAGUGGUUCCAGUAUAACGUACUGGGGGAGACCGCUAGUGUUGUCAGCGUGUCGACACAGGGAGCUGGCAUUGGGGGGGAAGUGUCCGUGGUGGAGGACACAAACAUGGGAGAGGCACAACGAGAAGAUGGGGAUGGAGGAGAAGAAGAGGAGUUUUUCGAGACCAUGCAGCCACUGAUGCCGGCCAUUCAUCAACAGGCAGUGCACCCUGCUAAGAUCAGGCACAAGGCGCAUAUGGUGAUCAUCUUGUCCCGAGUUCCGAUAAACGAACUCAACGCGGAGCCAAACAUAUCACUACAGACAAAUCAGGACCAAAUUGAGUACCUGCGGAAGAAAAAGCUGGGCCUAGUAGCCUAA